Messenger RNA from Triplophysa dalaica, 3050 nucleotides. It is a transcript of the gene asb3, whose product is annotated as ankyrin repeat and SOCS box containing 3. The coding region runs from base 909 to 2444 and encodes 511 amino acids. Gene Ontology annotation, molecular function: protein binding. The record is from RefSeq and is a predicted model, not a curated record. Gene Ontology annotation, biological process: intracellular signal transduction. NCBI's taxonomy places the organism in Eukaryota, Metazoa, Chordata, Actinopteri, Cypriniformes, Nemacheilidae. The transcript is spliced from 9 exons.
UGUUUACACACAAUAAGCUUUUAUAUGCAUGGUUUUAAUCGUUGCUGUUUGUUUAACCAAACCGUUGUUUACAAGAGGAACAAUAAUUAUAGACUGGUUAUCAUAGCAAGUACACAUUCUGUACUAAGGAGUGGAGCUGGUUUCGCGUUAGAGGGUGGAACAAUGGAAUAUAAGCAUAGCACUACACGACUUUACAAUGACCUGAACAAACUGUACUUUUGUUAGGAUGCGGCGCCUUUAAGCGGUGCUAUUACUUAUACGACCUGUAUACGGGAUAGAAAAUACUUUUAUACUCCGUUACAAUCGUCGCAGUUCAUUCAUAAAAUCAGGAAUGGACGUCGAUAAAUACAGAAUUGAACUACAGUGGCGUUGUCGUGUCUAAACUAUUCACGCCACACAUUAUAUGAAUGCAUGGAACCCUAAAGAUGAUGCCUGUUACUCACCCGGAAUCCUAAACCAGACAAUCAACAGUGUCCCCGGAAGUUACGCAAAACAUAUAUGGACCUAAACGAGCAUCGUUUUGUUAUUUUGAGGAAUACUUAAAAACAAUAAAGUAAACUAGAUUGAUUAGUACAAUCAAAGUUCUGCAACGGCCUCGCGAUUUUACGUCCAAAGCACCAUUUCCCGUUACUUAACCAGAUGUAACGUUAUCUAUCUAUUGCCUGAAGGUGCACUUGGAUUGUCGAAAUGAAACCUGUGUACUUGGUUCUCAAAUAUGAGUUAUUGGAGUUAGUAAAAUAGAGUUAUUAGCGUCAGUAAUGUAAAUAAGGACUGACUGAUUGGAAGAAGUACGGAUUGGCGGCGCCGCGUCUCAAUUCGAAGGCUGCGUCCUCAACGGAGGUCGCAUAUGAGGUUCAUAGUUUCAAACAAAGGAAGUGUUAACGUUAAAUUUCAAGGAAAAUAAGGAGAUGGACUUCACGGAAUGUUAUAAAGACACAUGCUCAGCGGUGGCGCUGGCGGCCCGAGAAGAGAACGGUCGACAGGUGCAGAGACUUAUUCAGCGAGGCUUCGCCGUGGAUGUGAGAGAUAACCGGGGCUGGAACCCCCUGCACGAGGCUGGGGCGGCUGGGUCAGCGGAUUGUGUGCGCCGCCUCCUAUCUGCUGCAGUCAACUGUGAAGACUAUGUGAACACUUUGACACAUGACUCAGAGACUCCGCUUUACUUUGCUGCAAAGAAUGGGCACCUCCGUGCAGUGAAAUGUCUUAUUAAGGCUGGUGCAGACCUUAACAGAACAACGAAUGAUCUCUCCUGUCCCCUCUUUGCCGCUGUUGAUGGUGGGCACAGAGAGGUGGUGGAGUUGCUUGUUGAAAGAGGGGCAGAAGUCAACAGGACUCACUCUGUGUCAGACUGGUCUUGUCUCCAUCAAGCUGCUUACAAGGGCCAUACUGAGAUUGUAAGGUACCUGGUGGGCGUGUGCCACCUUGAGGCAGUGGAUGAAUAUGGGAUCACACCCUUAUUUGUUGCUGCACAUUACGGACAUCACCAAUGCUUGGAGAUCCUCGGAAAUGCUGGGGCAAAUGUGAACUGCCAGUCAAAGGAUCUGGCCACCCCAUUGUUCAUCGCUGCUCAAAAGGGCCACUUAUGUUGUGUGGAGAGUUUGCUAGCCCUUGGGGCUGACCCAAACCUCUACUGCAAUGAGGACUGCUGGCAGUUACCCAUCCAUGUCGCUGCGCAGUUUGAUCACCUUAGUAUCCUCAAAAAACUGAUUCCUUUAACAAACCGAGUAUGCGACCGGGGUGAAGAAAAGGUCAGUCCAGUUUACAUGGCAGUACUUUUCAUGCACCCGGACAUCCUUCGGGCGCUGCUAAAGGAGGGCUACAGUCCAGAUGCUCAGAGGUGUCCGUUUGACUACAGCUGCCCUUUGGACAUGGCUUUGCAGUGCUACUGUAGGAGGUAUGACAUGAACCAGGGUCGAGAGAUCAAUCUGAUACUCUUGAAUGCAGGCGCCCAUGUGUGCAUGGACGUAUACACUUAUGCAUUAGAGGGCAAUGAGCACGAACAUUUACCUUUAAUCCUGGAGCACGCUGGACUACCUCAGGGUGACCGACUCGGAGAGCUGGCCCAGAGUGCCCUUUCUAAGAUGAGGACGGCCUCCUAUUGGCUCCCCCUGCUGCUGAAAGCAGGAAUGGACCCCAUGCUCCUCCUACAGGAUAAAAUGCUUAAAGAUGCUGAGUGCAGAGUGCUUAAUUUCUUUCUGGAGUUCAUUAACUGGAAGACUCUGCCCUACACAAUGCUUCGGAUUACCUCUUACCGCCGAACGAUUGGCAUGUGGAAGCCACGCAAGCAUUUCGAUUCAGUCCCUUCUUUAACCCAUCUUUGCAGACUGGCAGUGCGGGCAUCAGUGGGCAGCCUCGCUCUUUCUAAGACCUCGUUUGUACGACAGCUACACAUUCCCACACUUCUUCAGGACUACCUUCAGUUCAGCGAUGUCAGUCCUGUCUAAUUAAGUUCUCUCAGCUUGUUCUGCUGCAGUAUUUUGUACAUGAUGUUAAUAACAUUUUAAUCACCGUUCAUUGAAGUUGGACUCUGGCUCCUUUCAUUAUCUUGAUAUUUAGAAAAUGUGGGAGGACAAAUGUAGAAUCUCAGCAAUUUAUCCUGAGCGGUUAUAUUCCCGUCAUAGGCAGCUGGCCUUCAGACUGAGCUGCUGUUGAAAUUCACCUCUGCUCCGUGUCUUUGGUCUGCCUCGUUAUCUUAUUUCUCUCAGUAGCUCUCUUCUCUGUCUGCUUCCAAGGUCACGCUGCCUCAAAGAAGCAAACUCUCUGCGAAUGUUAAUUGCCAUCGCAGGCACAGUCAUUCAGAGACGCCACUAUCUGCCUUUGGUCGUGUACUUCUUCGCGUAUUUCUUUUGUGUGGUUUUUAUUUUACCUUCAGGCAUGUGCAUGGUACAGUGUGAAAACCUUGCGGUUGCAUUUAAAGUUGUGCCACACUGUGCCACUCUUAAAAGCUGACAUUGAAAAUUACACCUGCAUGCUUUAAUGCACCUAUGUUGCCUGGCAAACAUCACACAGCUUGUUAGCAUUAAACUGUUAUUGAAAAACUUGUACCACGA